AUGAUGAAGAAGGUUCCAAAGCAGAAAAUAUCGGGAAUGGACUCUGGUUCCAGUAUAAUUUCUGCACAAGGUAAAGAGGAAGUUCUGCAUGUGCCGGCAGAUGAUCCUCUCCUCUUUUGUCAUUCUGGAGUCGAGCAACUUACUGAGGACAAAUCGAAAGUGGAUCAUCCAUGGAUUCAUGAUACUGCAUUUGGGCCUGGGCCUCACAAACUGCCUGUCAGAAGGCAUAUCAAGCAGGAAAAUGGUGCAAAUUUUUCUUUGCCAACUGAUAGCUUAACUUCUCCUCUAGAAGCAAAUGUUUUCAACUCAACUGAAAAGUUGCCUGUUAGGAGACAUAUAGCGCGGGUAAACCAUGUAAAUUCUUCUUCAGCAACCAAUUCUUUUCAGGUUCAAGCAUCCGCUUCUUUUGAAGCAAAUGCCGUGAGCUCUGUGGAAGAUUCAUUUCCCCUCUAG
This is a messenger RNA of Fraxinus pennsylvanica, 453 nucleotides long. The record is from the annotation of a GenBank genome assembly. NCBI's taxonomy places the organism in Eukaryota, Viridiplantae, Streptophyta, Magnoliopsida, Lamiales, Oleaceae.